Apis laboriosa (Himalayan honeybee) is the source of this 775-nucleotide messenger RNA. RefSeq lists its product as uncharacterized. The record is from RefSeq and is a predicted model, not a curated record. NCBI's taxonomy places the organism in Eukaryota, Metazoa, Arthropoda, Insecta, Hymenoptera, Apidae. The transcript is spliced from 4 exons. The coding region runs from base 50 to 775 and encodes 241 amino acids.
UAUUUUAAUUUAAUACGUUAAAAACAGACAUAAAAAUCACAUAUUAAUAAUGGAAGAAUUUAAUAUUGAUAUCGCACAUGUUCUUCAGAAUAGAGACUUUAGUAUAAUACAAAAGUUAAAAUCAUAUUAUUCUAAUAUUCAAACAAAAAUAGCCGCUAAAGUUGAAGAUGCAACUACGUAUAAAAUUGAAUGUAUUGAGAAAAGAACACAAAAUGGUAAUAAAAUAUCAGAAUUACAACAAGAAGUGGAAAGUUUAAAAUCUGAAAUUGAUGCAACAGAUUUACAACAAAAAAUUGUAGAUAAAAAAAUUGCCAAUAUAAUAGAAGAACAAGAAAAUUUAGAAGAAGAAGUUAAAAAAACAAAAUCAAGAAGAAAUAGUUUAUCUAUUGAAAUUGUUGAAUUAAAUGAAGAAUCAAAGAAAAGAAAAGAAGAAAAGUUAUUAAAAUGGAAAAGUAUUAAAUGUGCUUGUCAAACUUAUAAACAAUAUUUAGAUUUCCGAAUACGUUUAAUCAAUAACAAAGAACAAGAACAAGAAGAAAUUAAAGUAUCUUUUUUUAUAAAUGAUACUGAUAUAAAAGACGAAUAUUUUGUACUAUUACUUAAUCAUAAUGAUCAAUGGAAAGUAGAAAAAAUUCAUCCCACACUUAAAACUGAACAUUUAACGGAUUUUAAAGAAAUUAUUGAUUUUUCUAAGCAAGUAGAAAUUUCAAAUAUAAUUGCAUUUCUUUGUAAACUUAGGCAUAUUUUUCUUCAAUAUUAUUUAAAUGUAAAGUAA